AUGUCUCAUAGGAAUCACCAGACAUCUUCGAAUACACAUGAACUACAUCCAAUCACUGAAGUACAAACCGACUCGUGGAAAACCUCGAAUCCUAUAUCGAGAAAUUCUUCAAGGUUAUCCUCUCAAAGUCCUCCCAUCCGGACUCACGACUUCGCACAUAAUACACAAGAAGGAGAGGUGUCAUCAAUUAGUCCAUUGACGAACGAACAAGAAGAUUUCGAUUCCAAUUCCGAUUUUGACGACGAUAUGGAAGGUAGAAGACCUCCAUUGCAUCGCCCAACAGAUGGGCGUUCACAUCAACCGUUACUACACAAAAACGAUGAUACUGAGAGAGGGAGGCCAGGAUAUGAUGCUUCUCCAGAUCCACCAGAACGUCCUACGUUCUCAAGACGAUCAACAAUGCGAAGUCGAAGUCCGGAUACUCAAGCAAAAUUGGCCACCAAAAAGAAAUAUACAUAUGCAGCCUUCUUUUUGGGCUUGAGUUUGAUUAGUUUCGUUAUACAAACAGAAACUGCCGUGUAUAUACAACAUCAGUUGGGGUGGAAUAAAGCAUACUGCAUGUUAUACUUUACUCACGGAUCUUGGUCAUUGUUAUGGCCAACUCAACUCUUAAUAUUACGAUUACAAAAAUGGAAAAUGCCAUGGAAAACUUUCUGGAGAAGACACGUUUAUCUUAUUCGAACCACUGCACAGAUGGUGGAGACUGGAGAAUUAGACAUCCCAAGAGGGCAACGAUCCCCGAUUCCAUAUAUGCUCAAAAUGACUGCUUUCGUUACAUGUGCACUUACGGUCGCUGGUGGAUCUUGGUACAUGGCGGUUAAUUUAACAUCACCGUCCGAUCUCACGGCUAUCUACAAUUGUUCGGCAUUCUUCGCGUAUGCCUUCAGCGUACCUCUUUUGAAAGAACCUCUUCGAUGGGAUAAAUCUUUUGCCGUUAUGGUCGCUAUCAUAGGCGUUUUGGUUGUCGCAUAUGGUGAUUCCACACCAACGAAACAUGGAGGCAAAUCCGGUGGUUCAGUUGGUGGGAAACCAGGUGAUGAAGACGAUGAGGCUUCGAAUCGAGUCCUGGGAAAUCUUGUCAUUGGUGUUGGUAGUGUUCUUUACGGAUUUUACGAAGUCUUAUAUAAGAAAUUAGCAUGUCCACCCGAAGGAACAAGUCCUGGUCGAGGCAUGAUUUUUGCUAAUACUUUCGGAUCUCUCAUCGGUUCUUUUACCCUUUUGGUCUUAUGGAUUCCACUGCCCAUUCUACAUUUUACCGGUCUUGAGAGUUUUGAACUUCCACAUGGAGAAGCUGCCUGGAUGUUGGCAAUCUCAGUCCUUGCCAAUGCAACAUUCUCCGGAAGUUUCUUGGUUCUCAUCAGUCUUACCAGUCCUGUCUUAAGUAGUGUCGCUGCUCUUUUGACCAUUUUCCUUGUCGCUAUAGUUGAUUGGGCAUUUACGGGUAUACCUUUGAAGCCGGCAGCUAUUGCAGGUGGUAUAUUGAUCAUUGUAGCUUUCCUAUUGUUAAGUUAUAGUACAUUCAGAGAGAUGCAAGAGGAGAGAAGAAAACGGGAGAUAGAUUUGAGUGAUCACGAUUCGGACAGCGAUAAGUUCGAUGAUUAG
This is a messenger RNA of Sclerotinia borealis F-4128, 1602 nucleotides long. The record is from the annotation of a GenBank genome assembly. Lineage: Eukaryota; Fungi; Ascomycota; Leotiomycetes; Helotiales; Sclerotiniaceae.